This is a messenger RNA of Nilaparvata lugens (brown planthopper), 797 nucleotides long. RefSeq lists its product as uncharacterized. The coding region runs from base 60 to 695 and encodes 211 amino acids. The transcript has 4 exons. The record is from RefSeq and is a predicted model, not a curated record. NCBI's taxonomy places the organism in Eukaryota, Metazoa, Arthropoda, Insecta, Hemiptera, Delphacidae.
GGUGUUCUACUGUAUUCGGCAAUCUCAUCACAACAAAGUGAUAAAACCGUCUCGAGAAAAUGACUGCUCCAAUCAUAAACUUGAUAAUUCUGUGCUUUGUGAUUAAAGGAGGAUCUGCUCUUUGGGAGGAAAUAGCGGGCCCAUAUGACAUCAGAUUAAGUUAUGCCUCAAAUUGUGAUAAAAGAGGAAAAAUAAAUCUCUUUGAGCCCAUGAAAGUGAGAAAGUUGAAUCGAACUCAUUUUGUAUACAGUGGUAUCUUAGAUACAGGAGCACCCAUAGAUGAUAACUUGAAGGUGAGAAUAGUAUCAUCGAACAAAGGCACAAACGGACGUUACAACAAUGUUAUUGAUAUUGAAAUGAAAGCCUGCGAGAUGGCUAGGAAAUUUGGCAUGGAAAUCAUUGCAAGUAUAUUCGACCAUUGCAAUCAAACAUUGCAAUUCUAUUGUCCUAUGGAGAGAUUCACUUGUGUGAUGAAAAACUGGACUGUGAAUUACAACUUCAACAAUGUACCUGCUCUUCCUUACGGUGAAUACAGAUUGGAGGCGUCGGCCAUUAGGAUGCAUGAAAAUAAUAGAAGAGAGCUGAUAUCAUGUACAAGAAUGUAUGGAUUAGUUACUCCAAUAAUUCCUAAACCUCAAAAGAAAACUCAGCACAGUGAUCGCAUCACGAAUGCUUCAUCACUUAUUACACAAUAAGAUUCACUGUUUCUUAAUAAAAUUAAUUUCAUUUUUAAAUUUAAAUGUUCUCUGGUUUGUAUGUGUUCACAAUUUUAAAAUAAUAAGUUUGGCAAAUAGUUC